Messenger RNA from Capsella rubella, 1002 nucleotides. Its product is annotated as glutathione S-transferase T3-like. NCBI's taxonomy places the organism in Eukaryota, Viridiplantae, Streptophyta, Magnoliopsida, Brassicales, Brassicaceae. The coding region runs from base 1 to 1002 and encodes 333 amino acids. The transcript has a single exon. The record is from RefSeq and is a predicted model, not a curated record.
AUGGAUUCAAAUCAUAAUCCAUAUGGUCAAUCUCCCAGUUACUUUAGCCUUAGAAACUUUCCUUAUGACAGCUUCUCUGCAAAUCUAAACUUUGGCUCUCCACAAGGCAGCCAAAACCCGGGUCAUAACCAGCAACAGCCUGAAACUGCCUCUUCUCAAGGGAGUCAAUUCCCUGGUAUUAACCACCAAGAGAGUCAUGGAGCUGCAUCUCCAGCCAACCAUUUCUCUUCUUUUAGCCAGCCUCAGACUCAACCUCCACCUCAAGGUCAAGGCACACCAACAUGUACUAGGGAGAGAAGGCAAUGGAACAGCCUUGAUGAUGUUGUGUUGAUAAGCGGGUGGUUAAGCACAUCAAAAGAUGUGAUAGUUGGAAACGAUCAAAGGUCAGGGACGUUUUGGAAACGGAUUUCAGAGUAUUAUGCUGCGAGUGAACAUGUGCUGAAUGGGGGAGAACCACGGCUUCCUGACCACUGCAAGCAAAGGUGGGGAAGAAUAAGUAAAGAAGUAAGCCACUUCUGUGGAGCAUUUGCUUCUGCAGAGGCUGAAAAGGCUUCAGGGAUGAAUGAUGUUGACAUUCUUAAGAAUGCACAUCACAUUUAUAAGACUCUUCAUCUCAAGAAAUUUACACUAGAGCAUUGUUGGGUUGAGCUGAAGAAUGAACAAAAGUGGUGUAGUUUAGGGUUAAUGAAUCCCACAAGCAACACUUCAAGCAAGAAGAGAAAGGCUGAGGUUGCUCAUCCAUCCGAAGGGGGAUCAGUUGGAACUGUCCAUGAGAGCAGGCCUCCUGGGGUUAAGGCUAUGAAAGGGAGAAGGUUCAAAGGAAAAGAGAAGGUAUCACCUUCUGGAGACUAUCCGGACCUGUGGGAGAAUAAACAGCAAGACAAUGAGGCAAAGAAAGUACUCCAGAAGAUGAGCAUCCUAGACACCCUCAUUGCCAAGACGAUUCCACUAGAUGAAGAUGAAGUCAAACUUAAGAAGAAGCUGAUGGCAGAAUUAUUCUAA